AGUCCAAUACUACGACUCGGCUAUUUUCUCCGGAAAAUGUUAGGUGACCAGUGACAGUGACAGAGACUGAUAUAUCAAAUUUGAUUGUGAAAGAAAGAAGUGUCAUUACGAUACUUAUACAAAAUGCUUUCUCUCCUGAAAAAUUGCGCGUUGGCAAAACAAGGAAUUAAUUAUGCAGAAGCUGUUACCCGUUAUUCUGGAAUUUUCAUAAACAAGACUUAUUCUACAAAAAGCGACAAUGCUCCAAAAAAUAUUGUAUUCAUCGACGGAGUGCGGACUCCAUUUUUACAAUCUGGAACUCACUACAAGAAUCUUCUGGCAUAUGAUCUUGCAAGACAUUCACUAGUGGGCUUACAACAGAAGAUCGGGUUCCCUAAAGAAAUAGUUGAUUACAUUGUGUAUGGCACAGUAUUGCAAGAAGUACGAACUUCCAAUAUUGGAAGAGAAGCUGCUAUAGCUGCAGGAUACAGCGAACAUACUCCUGCACAUACAGUAACGAUGGCGUGCAUUAGCAGUAACCAGGCUAUCACUACUGGCAUGGGUUUAAUCGCUUGCGGUGUUUAUGAUGCAAUUGUAGCAGGUGGAGUCGAAUUCAUGUCAGAUAUUCCGAUCCGACACAGUCGACGCAUGAGAUCAUUGAUGCUGCAAGCAAACAAGGCAAAAACUUUAGGAAACAAAUUAGCUCUUUUGGCCAGUAUCAGACCAGCCUAUUUCGUACCAGAUCUACCAGCUGUGGCAGAGUUUUCAACUGGUGAAACCAUGGGACACAGUGGGGAUCGUUUAGCUGCGGCUUUCGGUGUGACACGCAAAGAACAAGACGAUUACGCAUUGCGCUCUCAUACUUUAGCCGCGCGCGCUCAACAGCAAGGACUUUUGUCGGAUGUAGUGCCUUAUAAAGUACCGAACGUUAACGAAGUUGUCGACAAAGACAAUGGUAUUCGCGUGUCUACAGAAGAACAGUUGGCAAAACUAAAACCUGCAUUCGUUAAACCUUACGGAACUGUCACUGCGGCCAACGCGUCUUUCUUGACCGAUGGUGCAUCCGCGGCAUUAAUGAUGAGAGAGGACAAGGCUCUUCAACUUGGUUUGAAGCCCAAGGCAUACCUGCGAAACUUCACUUACGUAUCCCAAGAUCCAGUCGAUCAGUUGCUUCUGGGACCAUCAUAUGCAAUACCAAAGAUCCUGGAUAAAGCAAAAUUAAGCAUAAAAGAUGUAGGAGUAUGGGAAAUACAUGAAGCGUUUGCCGGACAAAUCUGUGCUAAUUUAAAAGCGUUAGAUUCGGAUUUGUUCGCACAAAAAUAUUUGAAUAGGAACUCAAAAGUCGGAAUACCAGAUCUGAGUAAGUGGAACGCUUGGGGUGGAUCCUUGUCAAUCGGUCAUCCGUUUGCUGCUACGGGAGUAAGAUUAGCGACACAUACUGCUAAUCGACUUAUCAAAGAGGAUCAACAAUUCGGACUUAUCGCGGCCUGUGCUGCUGGUGGACAGGGAGUUGGUAUGAUUAUGGAAAGAUAUCCUGGUGCUACAGUUUGACCUAGUUUUUAGAAAAAUGGAAUUGAUAUAUAAAAAUAAAAAACGGAAAAGAGAAAAUAUUUUUCUACUCGAGGAGAUAUAUAAAUAAUCAUCUGGUAUUGUUGCAGAUUUUAUAAGAAAAUAAUUUUGUAAUAAAUUGUGUUUAUAUACAA
This is a messenger RNA of Formica exsecta, 1682 nucleotides long. It is a transcript of the gene Mtpbeta, whose product is annotated as trifunctional enzyme subunit beta, mitochondrial. The record is from RefSeq and is a predicted model, not a curated record. Bases 124 to 1530 code for a protein of 468 amino acids. The transcript is spliced from 7 exons. Gene Ontology annotation, molecular function: acyltransferase activity, transferring groups other than amino-acyl groups. Gene Ontology annotation, biological process: fatty acid beta-oxidation. Lineage: Eukaryota; Metazoa; Arthropoda; Insecta; Hymenoptera; Formicidae.